Molecule: messenger RNA, 4127 nt
Organism: Peromyscus leucopus (white-footed mouse)
Lineage: Eukaryota; Metazoa; Chordata; Mammalia; Rodentia; Cricetidae
Gene: Slc35f3
Product: solute carrier family 35 member F3
Exons: 8
Coding region: 325-1797 (490 amino acids)
Biological process (GO): thiamine transport
Cellular component (GO): membrane
Source: RefSeq, a predicted model, not a curated record
ACGCGCGCCCCCGCCUGGUCCACGCGCGCCGGGGCCGCCACAACCUCACUCUCCGGUGGCUCCGGAGCGCACUGCCGGGCACGCUCUCUGGAGCUCGGGCGUCCGCGAUCGCGCGUGCUAGGGCGCCGGCGGCGACAGGCGGGGGGCUCGGCGCUGCUCUGCCACCGGCUGCUGGCAGCCAGCGCCGGGGACCCACCUAGAGUGGCCCGGCUGAGCUGUGGGCGACCCACGGGCUUCCGGACCCUCGCAGCGGCUGUGGGGAGCUCGGGCCGCGGCUCCUCCAGCUCCAAUCUGGGCGCCUGGGGCCACUCGCUGCCGCCGCCCAUGGGUAUCAGAGAGUUUCCCGGCGGCGCUCCCAGGGCCAAGAGCAUCGCUGUUGGCAUGAGGAGGUCACCGGACGUCAGCCCGCGGAGACUGUCCGACAUCAGCCCUCAGCUCCGGCAGCUUAAGUACUUGGUGGUGGACGAGGCAAUCAAGGAGGAUCUGAAAUGGUCGCGCUCCGUGGAGGACCUCACUAGCGGGCCAGUGGGACUCACGUCCAUCGAGGAGCGGAUCCUGCGCAUCACAGGCUACUAUGGCUACCAGCCCUGGGCGACCAGCUACAAAAGGGAGGAGCGCCCCCGGGAGCCCCCGGGCCCUGCAGAGGCCCAGGCGCCAGCUGGGACAGAGGCUGGCGGAAGGACGAGCCGGCACCGCUGGACAUGCUCUCCAGAGCAGCUGCGGAAGGUCUUCUGGGGCGUGGCUGUCGUGUUCUGCGUGUGUGCCUCCUGGGCCGGCUCCACGCAGCUGGCCAGGCUGACUUUCAAGACCUUCGAUGCACCGUUCACCCUGACUUGGUUUGCUACCAACUGGAACUUUCUGUUCUUCCCAUUGUACUACGCGGGGCAUGUGUGCAAGUCCACAGAGAAGCAGUCUGUGAAACAGAGAUACAGGGAAUGCUGUCGGUUUUUUGGAGACAAUGGCUUGACUUUGAAAGUGUUCUUUACCAAGGCAGCACCGUUCGGUGUUCUUUGGACUCUCACAAACUACCUGUACUUACACGCAAUAAAGAAAAUAAACGCUACCGACGUCUCCGCGCUGUUCUGCUGCAACAAAGCUUUUGUUUUCUUGCUGUCGUGGAUCGUUCUCAGGGACAGAUUCAUGGGAGUGAGGAUCGUGGCCGCCAUCCUCGCCAUAGCAGGCAUUGUCAUGAUGACCUACGCGGAUGGCUUCCAUAGUCACUCCGUCAUCGGCAUAGCCCUGGUGGUGGGCUCUGCUUCCAUGUCAGCCCUCUACAAGGUUCUGUUCAAGCUGCUGCUGGGCAGCGCCAAGUUCGGAGAAGCGGCCUUAUUCCUGUCCAUCUUGGGUGUGUUCAACGUCCUCUUCAUCACCUGCAUCCCCAUCAUCCUCUACUUCACCCGGGUGGAGUACUGGAAUUCCUUCGACGACAUUCCAUGGGGAAACCUCUGUGGGUUUUCCAUUCUCUUAUUGACAUUCAAUAUUGUAUUAAAUUUUGGAAUCGCUGUCACGUAUCCCACACUGAUGUCUCUCGGAAUUGUCCUCAGUGUACCUGUGAAUGCAGUGGUCGAUCACUAUACCAGUCAGAUAGUCUUCAACGGAGUCCGGGUCAUAGCCAUCAUCAUUAUCGGCCUGGGCUUCCUCCUGCUGCUCCUGCCAGAAGAGUGGGAUGUCUGGUUAAUCAAGUUGCUCACUCGCCUCAAAGUGAGGAAGAAGGAAGAGACUACAGAGGGCAGUGGGGACUUGGGCCCAGGUCCCCAGAACAGGAGCAGAAGAGCCCGCCCAUCCUUCGCUCGCUGAGACCACUCCUCUAGGACUCUGGGAUGCCCCCAUGGUAAUGCUUUUGAGGUCUAUUCCUAAGGGAGGAACCUCAGUUGGGUGAGGUGUACAUACAUGUACAGUUUUGGUAAUCUGCAGUAAGUUCUAUGGUAUUUAUUGGCAUGUCCAAUUUGCUUGCACUUUUCCACAUCAGACCUUCCACUUAAGGGUACCAAUUCAAAACGGAAGAGAAAAGAGCCUCUCAGUGCUUCUUCAGUGAAUGUAAAGUGGGGUUCAAUGAGCCUUGCAUUGAUUGUUUCAGAGGGCAGGCAAGCGGGACACACUGGGGCAAAUGCUCUGCCUCUUAGCAACUGAAAAUGACAUUGUACACUGUGAUUAUUUUUCAGCUAUAGUAGGUCAUAUUUUGUUUUAUACCAGAACUGUAUACUUAAUUUUAAGGAAUUUCAAUGAACCAAAAGAUAAUUGUCAGUUAAUCUGGAUGGAUGGAUGGAUGGAUGGAUGGAUGGAUGGAUGGAUGGAUGGAUGGAUGAGUGUGUGGAUAGAUGGAUAAGCAUACGGAUGGAUAACUGGGUGGUGGGUGGACAGAUGGGUGGAUGGGAAGGGAGGAGAGAGGUGACACAGACAAGGAUAAUGGACAUGAAGAUAAUUGGAGGACAGGCCUGUGCCAGGUCACAUGAUAGAAAGCAGGAAUCUGACCUAACUGGCCUGCCCUCUUGCGUCUUCACAAGAUCAUGAGGAGAACUUAGUGCCUUCUACGCAUCUCCGUCCUUACCUAUGUGAAGCGAGGUGACAUCAUAUGUCACUGGCGCCGUCUUAUAAUUUAGAUGUAGAAAUCUUUAAAAAAAAACAAACACAAACUCUAUGUGUAUAUGUGUGUACAAAAGUGGCAACGUUGGUGGCCAAUGCGUUUGGAAGGGGGCUGGCGGUGUGUGGCACGCACAGCAGGUGCACUGUGUAAGAGGAACUGCUGGUGGCUUUCACUUCCAGACCAAGACUGAAGCAUUACUUACUGAGUCUGUAAACCUUUUUAAGACGCUCUUAAGCACCGGGCUGUUUACUUACACAAUCUAGGUCUGCCAGAAACUUCUAUCUGUGAUAGAUCUGUACAGAGGGACUGGGGCUAGAGUUUACUAUUUUUGAAGUUUACAUUGUUACACAUAAAUGGGAACCUGAUUUUGAAAUGGUGUCAUAUCCCAAUGGUGCAUUCUGGAACCAUGGAGUCUUUUGUUUCCUGGGGGAAAGGGGCACUCAUGACCUGAACUUUUUAGCCAAUUAUUAUCCUCGGUUUCCAUUACUUGUUUGGCCAAACAGAUUAAUAAAAUAUUUGAAACAAAGAAAGCAUUGAGUAUGCUCUUGGGACCCCCUGGUCGCCUCCCACUAAGGGUCCUGAUGCAGCCUGCAGAGUCUCCCAACCAGUUUCUGGAAGGUCAGCCUGCCUUGCUGCUGUGAGGGAAGGUGACUGUUGCUGUGAUGACAGAAGAUUGUGUGACAGUCACGGGCUUCAUAGGAACUGUAAGUCUCUGGGGCUGAGGAGAUGGUGCAGUGGGAAAGUACUCGCUGCACAAGCAUGAGCACCGGAGUUCAUAUCCCCAACACCCACGUAGACAGCUGAGCAUGGGAGUUUAUAUCCCCAACACCCAUGUAGACAGCUGAGGAUGAGAGUUUAUAUCCCCAACACCCAUGUAGACAGCUGAGCAUGGGAGUUCAUAUCCCCAACACCCAUGUAGACAGCUGAGGACGAGAGUUUAUAUCCCCAACACCCAUGUAGACAGCUGAGCAUGGGAGUUUAUAUCCCCAACACCCAUGUAGACAGCUGAGCACAGGAGUUCAUAUCCCCAACACCCAUGUAAACAGCUGAGCACGAACACGUGCUGCAUGAGCACACCACACACACACACACACACACACACACACACACACACACACACACACACCCCUUUAAUCCAGCACUGUAAGCAAUGGAGGCAGAAGAUAAAUGAAACUGUCUAGGCAGCUAUGGCCAGGAGCUGUGACACCAAGUGUCUUGUGCAGAGUUGCAGAGGGCAGGGCUCCUAAAGAUGACCUAAGAGUCACAUCACCCACACCUAGAAUGUCUCCACUUCGGAGAAAUCCAAAAGGAAACAUAGAUGACAAGGACCUGUCACCACCACCACCACCAAAUGAUUCAUUUAACUCGGCCCAGGGAAUAGUUCCUUUUAGAGACACAUCAUAAAAUUGGAAAUACCUGCCUUAUAGUAAACUUAUCUUCUCCCAUCAGCUCAUUAAGAUUAAAAUAUUGGGGCUGGCGAGAUGGCUCAAGUUGAGAACACUGACUGCUCUUCCGAUGGACCCAAGUUCGAUUCCCAGCAUCC